Molecule: messenger RNA, 2780 nt
Organism: Lobosporangium transversale
Lineage: Eukaryota; Fungi; Mortierellomycota; Mortierellomycetes; Mortierellales; Mortierellaceae
Exons: 5
Coding region: 233-2692 (819 amino acids)
Biological process (GO): rRNA methylation
Cellular component (GO): mitochondrion
Molecular function (GO): RNA binding; RNA methyltransferase activity
Source: RefSeq, a predicted model, not a curated record
CAUGACCUUUCAUCUAUUUAUACCCCUUCAUAAUCAACAUUUUGACAGGAAGCAGAUGGGAGGAGCACCGGGCUAUAUUCUGUAAAAUCAGCAGCUUUAAUAGCCACUAAAUCUUCGAUCUGUUUCUGCAACGGAAUCGACAUUGGUGUUUGAUUUGUUCAAGGUCGCUUCUCAAUGUGCAUAACUUAUCCGAAUUAACCAUAACCCCUGCAAGUUUGGCUAAGUGAAAUAUAUGCAAAGAUCUCGCGCACCAGAUAGAGUCAUGAGAGCGUUAAUUAUACCGAAAAGACGGGAGUCUACUGUGUCUGGAUCACUACGCCGCAUAAACACAACAGCAAUGUUUUCCAGAUAUCACAUAGACAACCAAUCAUCCAAACACAGCAAGAGAGGUACAAUCACGGGGAAAGAAACGGUACAGGCUUCCAAAGAAGCAAUAAUUCAAUUAUCAGCGAGCACAGCAACCACAUCAAUCUCUGAUUCUUCUGGCACAGCCGCGGUCACAGUUUCUAAUUCACGGAAAAGUAGUACUGUAUGCGAACCGUCGAAUGACGUUUCCGCCCCUUCGACGUUGUUACCAACCAUCAAUCGAGCACCGCUUGUUUCGAAUGGGAUGCUUGGCCAACGCAAACAACAUCACAAAGCUUCAGGUGCAAGAGGAUCGGAAGUUACAGAUCAGGAGGCGUAUAAUGUGCAUAGAUCUACAAUGGGUUCCGCAUCAGAUGAGCCCCAUAGGCUUUCCGCAUCCACCACCACAGUUCCGUUGAGACGAUCACCAUCACAAACGCCGCCUCGGAUCGACCGUUAUACUUAUCGGACCAUCCUGGACUGGAGUAUUCAUCCAACGGUUCUACCCGACGAUUUUAAUAUACAGGUGUCAUCAUAUCGUAAAACGGUGCCGGUAUCUAGUAAAGCGCUAAAAUCAGCUAUUGUAUCAGCUUCGCUCCCCACCGACCCCUCCAGCUCAUCCUCAUCCUCAUCCUCGUCAUCCGGCUUAUCGCUGCCAUCACCCUCAACGGACACGCCAUCAACAUAUUCACAUCUCGAAUCACUUAACCCUAAAACUACGAUGGUCAAUAGAACUAGCAAUCAUCGCCCACUGUCCCAAGAAAUAGAUUCAGAAAAGAUACAGGAUACAAGACAACAACGUCUUGCGAGAGAUAGUAGGGCAUCGCAAGCCUGGUCUAUGAAUAGCUCUACACAUGACAAUGAAGGCGCAAAUGUUCAGGCUUUGAUCGCUCAGAAAAACAAAUGGAAUGACUCUCCUAGGAAGGGCAUGUUUCUCAACGAGCACAAGGAAUUAGUUGACAGAAAUACUUUGAAUAAGGAAGGAUCUAUAGGUGUGUCUAUAAAGAAUGAGCACAGGCACAAGAGCAUGAGUGGCGAAAAUGAUUUAAGGUUAAGACGAGGUCAAAAUGAACAUUCGAUCGAUAACAACUAUGACCUUGUAACUGGAUAUGACCAUGGCAGCUCUGCUACUAUUAAGGCAAUUGUGAAGGAAAACCUGGCGAGCCGUAAGGAAGGCCUACAAGAUCGUGAGUUUUUGUACUCCCCUGCGGUGAUCCUUCCAGCGCUCAAGUCCAAAGUCAGAACAUGUUUUACAUUGUAUUAUUCCAGAGAUGCCUCAAAGCCAGGCUGGACUCCAUCGACUUCGUAUACGAAUACAACUGUCUUGGACCGAUCUCAUCUGCCUCACAUGAAUGACUGCCUUAGGGCUGCUCAGGAUGCAGGCAUUCAAGUGAUCAAGACUAAUAAUCGUCGUUUAGAAGAGCUAUCGGGAAGCGAAUCACAUGAAGGUGUAGUAUUGGAAGCAUCGCUCCAUUCGACUCAAUUAGUCACUGCGCUUGGUCCUGUGUCUAAAGACAACCACUAUCAAGUAAUGUUCGAUGACAAGGGUGGUUCACUAAAAUUCCAGAGUUUUAGAGCAGGUUUGCCGCUCUUAUCCGAAGCAUCAGCCGCUGUUACCGAAAACAUGGUACCUUCAACGAAAACAUCACCCUCCUUUCCUCCAAUUUGGCUUGUAAUGGAGAACGUUUGGGACCCUCAAAUCAUGGGUGAGAUACUGCGGACAGCUUGGUAUUUCGGCGUGGACGGUGUGAUGUAUAAACAAGCAAGGAGCGCACUGCCUACUGCUGAAGUUUCCCUUGCAAGUGCUGGGGCCUUGGAACAUAGGCCUCUGUAUCCUAUUCGAAAUUUGAUGCAAUUUGUUUUGGCAUCAAAAUCUAAUGGAUGGAGCAUUGUUGGGGUUCAAGGUGUGUUUGGAAGUAAAUGGACUCAGCCAAUCCACACCUGGCCUUCAGAAGGGGUCUACCGACCAACCAUUCUUGUUCUGGGCAACAAUGGUUGCAAGAUUAGCAAGCAGGUUGCCAAAAAUUGCGAUGCCUGUAUUAGCGUCCCGUCACUAUCUACAAGUACAACUAUGAUGGACUCUGCGGGAGGCCCAGCUACAGCGGGAAUGGUGAUCUCUAAACUGAUGGGUGGAAGGUAUCAAUACAUAAAUAGAAUUUUGACCGGGGAAUCUAAAUCAAGGUCUCUUCAAAAUGAAUUAUCAGAGGAUGCAGAGGAUGAUUCAGAUAAAUAUGCGGAUAUGGAUGAAGGAGGCAAAAGAUCGGAGCCCCAAAGGCAACUUCAACUUGAUGAUAAUGACCAUAAAGGACGCUCGUCCAGAGUGCGGAGUAACAAGCUACUCUGGUGAAUAAAAAUAAUAGAAAACAAUAGGAGGCAAUUCAUUGUUCCACGUCGUCUACAUAGUCUAGCUUAAAAACAUCUUGUUGUUCUCAUAG